Molecule: messenger RNA, 1080 nt
Organism: Brettanomyces nanus
Lineage: Eukaryota; Fungi; Ascomycota; Pichiomycetes; Pichiales; Pichiaceae
Exons: 1
Coding region: 1-1080 (359 amino acids)
Biological process (GO): proteasome-mediated ubiquitin-dependent protein catabolic process
Cellular component (GO): proteasome complex; proteasome regulatory particle
Molecular function (GO): protein binding; metallopeptidase activity
Source: RefSeq, a predicted model, not a curated record
AUGUCCCAGUACGAGCAUACGACUGUAUCCGUGGCACCGUUAGUGCUUCUUUCAGUGGUUGAUCAUUAUGAGAGAAUUAUCAAGUCAUCUUCGACGUCGAAUAACAACAGCAACAAGAGAGUCGUGGGAAUAGUGUUAGGAGAUUCAUCAGACAAAAAGUUGAUCAAGGUGACGAAUUCAUUUGCCAUACCAUUUGAAGAAGAUGAAAAAGAUCCUAGUAUUUGGUUUCUAGAUCAUAACUUUAUAGACUCGAUGAUGGAGAUGUUCAAGAAGAUCAAUGCUAAGGAAAAACUGAUUGGAUGGUAUCAUUCGGGACCCAAAUUGAGACGGAAUGAUUUGAAAAUUAACGAGAUACUCAAGUCGUUUACGCCAAGUCCAUUGCUACUCAUAGUUGACGUCAAUUCUACCGACAAGAUCGAUAUACCUACCGAUUGCUACACAGCUAUAGAAGAGAUUAAAGAGGAUGGAUCAUCAAACGAAAAGACUUUUUUGCACCUACCUUCCAUAAUUCAAGCUGAGGAGGCAGAGGAGAUUGGUGUGGAACACUUGUUGAGGGACAUUCGUGAUCAGGCGUGCGGUAAUUUGGCUCUCAAUCUAACCAAUAACUUCAAAUCCCUCACCUCCUUAAACGAAAGAAUGAAAAGUAUUGUCAGCUACAUCAACAGGGUAAUAUCCGGAAAGUUGCCUAUCAAUAAUGACAUUUUGGGCAAACUUCAAGAUAUAUUCAACUUAUUUCCGAAUAUCUCAGGAUUGACUGAAGGUGCUAAGAAUUCUUCAAAUAGCACUGUAAAAGUUUCGCAGACCGAUGUUGGUGGUAUAGAAAGCAAGAGCAAGCAGUUGGGUAAUGCUUUUAAUGUUAGAACUAACGACGAUUUGAUGCUCGUCUAUGUAAGUGGUUUAGUGAGAUCCAUUAUCGCUUUCCACGAUUUGAUUGAGAAUAAGAUCGAGAACAAAACGUUGAAUGAGAAGAGUACUACAAUUGACGAGGAGAAAAAGGAAAGCGAACAGGAAAAGGAUAAGGAGGAUAUAUCUAAGGCUGACACCAAAAAGGUUGAUGAUAUUGAUGAGAAGGAUAAUUAG